AUGCUCACGUUGAUGUCCUAUGACCGCUAUGUUGCCAUCUGCCUGCCCCUGCGCUAUGACGUCAUCAUGGACGUCAGAACCUGUGUCCAUGGACUCAUAGGCCUCUGGGUCACUGGGACCAUUGGUGGAGUCAUACAUACGGUAGCUACUUUCUCCAUCCGCUUCUGUGGCCCCCGCAUCAUUCACCAGUUCUUCUGUGAUGUUCCCCAGAUCCUGAAACUGGCCUGUUCUAAUGACUACAUCUAUGAGCUCGCUGCCUUUGAGUACUUAAAAUCUCAUUCAGAUUCUCCAACUGUGUCAGACAUUCUGCUCACUAUUAUGUAUACAGUAGUUCCACCAACAUUCAAUCCAAUCAUCUACAGCCUGAGAAAUAAAGCCAUAAAAGAAUUUGGGGAAGACUGCAUCCACUCAGGACCUGUGAUUUGCAACCAACAUCUGUUAGAAGUUAAGAACACUAUGACUAAUUUCACGACAAGUGGGUUUCUCCUCAUAGGAUUUUCUACCAAGCCUGAGCUAGAAAUCUUCUAUGCUUCUCUGUUCCUAGUUCUGUACGUAUUGGCUUUAGCUGGCAACAUGCUCAUCAUCACCACCACGUCCCUGGAUGACAGUCUCCAGUCCCCCAUGUAUUUCUUCCUGAAGCAUCUCUCCAUUUUGGAUCUCUGCUACAUUUCUGUGACUGUCCCAAGGUUCAUCUACAACUCUUUCUUGCACAGAGGAGACAUUUCCUUCUGGGAAUGUGUUUUUCAGUGCUUUGUGUUGACCCUCUGUGCGGGUGCAGAGACGGCCAUGCUCACGUUGAUGUCCUAUGACCGUUACGUGGCCAUCUGCCUGCCCCUGCGCUAUGAUGUCAUCAUAGAUAUCAGAACCUGUGUCCAUGGAGUCACUGGUGUCUGGGUCAGUGGGGCCAUCUGUGGAGUCAUGCACACCACAGCUACAUUCUCCAUCCGCUUCUGUGGCCCCCGCAUCAUUCACCAGUUCUUCUGUGAUGUUCCCCAGAUCCUGAAACUCUCCUGCUCCAAUGACUAUAUCAGUGAAGUGGGUGUCUCUGUCUUUGUGGCUUUUAUGGCUUUUCUUAGUUUAACCUUUAUUGUAUUUUCCUACAUUCACAUAUUUUCUUCUGUGCUGAGGAUGCCAUCUGCUGAGGGCAGAGCCAAGGCCUUUUCCACUUGCCUUCCCCACCUCGCUGUUGUCAUAUUGUUUCUUUCUACAGGUGCCUUUGAAUACUUCAAAUCUCAUUCAGACUCUCCAACUGUGUCAGACAUUCUGCUCACUAUUAUGUAUACAGUAGUUCCACCAACAUUCAAUCCAAUGAUCUAUAGCCUAAGAAAUAAAGCCAUUAAGUCAGCUGUAAGAAAGGUUUUUAAGAAAAAUAAAGCAUAUCUGUGUUGA
Sorex araneus (European shrew) is the source of this 1389-nucleotide messenger RNA. Its product is annotated as olfactory receptor 14J1-like. The record is from RefSeq and is a predicted model, not a curated record. Bases 1 to 1389 code for a protein of 462 amino acids. Gene Ontology annotation, cellular component: membrane. NCBI's taxonomy places the organism in Eukaryota, Metazoa, Chordata, Mammalia, Eulipotyphla, Soricidae. The transcript is spliced from 3 exons. Gene Ontology annotation, molecular function: olfactory receptor activity; G protein-coupled receptor activity. Gene Ontology annotation, biological process: G protein-coupled receptor signaling pathway.